UGGUCAUUCGUGUUAUGUGAAUUGUAGUAAGGAAAACAGUUUCAAUAUUUCUGUAUUGUCUGUGCAACGUUAUGAGUCUGUGUGAAAGUUUUAAUUAUAGUUAUGUAAUGGACCCAAAGUCCUCUAAUCCGUUUACAAAAGAACGCCGCAAAGAUUGGCAGCAUGAAGUCUAUAAGAAUGAAACAAAUUUAAGACCCCGCCAAUUGGCCUUCAAAUGUGGUGAUCGUUUUAUACCCAAACGUUUUAGGCGCCAAGAUGCGGAUUUUAAUCUCAAGUACAUUGAACUCAAGGAAGAUAUGGAUAUACUUAAUACAGCAAAUUAUCUAAACUCUAAUUAUUGGCGUCAAAAUAGUUUCAUUUCACUUAUGAGUAAUACAUUCAAUAUGCGGGAACAUCGUGUGCUACAAUUUAGUCCUUGGUCUGAAUUAGAUUUACGCUCUAGAAAUUAUGAGGAUUGGCCGUGUAGACCACGAGCCCGUCCCCAGGCCUAUGCCAAUGCAACGCAUGAGUUGCCGGAAUUGUAUUCAAAUUUUGAUAAUAAUUUGGUGGAUUGGUCCAUAAACAAUCAAAUGGCAAUUUCCACUGGUCAGGAUGUAAUGGUGUGGCGUGGCUCUGAUGCAACUACCAUGGUCUUUGGUGUCAAGUGUCCAACUGCUUUAAGAUAUUCCCCAGAUGGCCAAUACUUAGCCAUGGCCUAUAUAGAUGGAGGAUUUCCAGUUGUGGAAUUUUGGAAAAUUGAGACCGAAGUGGAAUUCCUAGUGACUGAAGGCAAAUAUAUCUCAGUGGGUUAUAUAACAUGCUUGGAAUGGAAUCAUAAUAGUAAAGAAGUUGUAUGCGGCACAAGAUCGGGUCACAUAAUGAUUAUCAAUUUAUCCGAUAUGGGUCAAAAGACAUUGAAAAGUCAAAACUAUAAAAUAACAAUGCUCAAAUUUUCACCAUGCAUGUGCUACUUGGCCAUUGCGGAUGCAAAUGGACAUAUCUUUGUCUUUGAUUAUCGCCGACAUAAGGUUAUUUGGAAAACACUUAUGGAAACGUGUAAUGUGUGCUUGGAUUGGCAUCCCUGGACAGGUGUGGAAUUGGUUAUUGCGGAACGUUGUCCUGCCUCACUUGUGAUUGUCCAUGUGCCGCGUCGUGAAAUUGUCGCCAGUUACAAACGUAAAGAUGAUGAUAUUAAGAUCCGUGCAAUUACAUUCAGUAAAAUUACUGGCGAGCUAUUGGUUAAUAUUAUUCGUAAUGAUAAAGGCCAAACUAGGUAUGAGAUUUUGGUGCUUGCAUCAUUGAAUAGGGUUGUUGAUAUAGUGGGUUUUUGUGAUCGUGGUGCCCUCUAUUUGAUGUGGAGUCCAGAUGGUACCAAAUUGGCAACUGGCGGUGUUGAUGAAUCGUUUUCGGUUUGGAAUUUUUAUCCCUCUCACCAUACAUCAAAUUCAAAGAAACAAGAGAUUGAUCAAAAGACACAAAAACUAAAAAAACAUCAGAACUUAGAAACCUUUGGGCUCUAUAAUCAUUUUAAGUAAUUGUAUUUGUAUUUUAAUUAAAUUUCAAUGUAUAAACUGUGUUUUUUUUUAUUUAGCUAUUAUUAUUUUAUAUAUAUAUAUAUUUGUAAUAUUUUCAUUUCGUUUGUGUUCGUGUUUUCAAUUCAGUUACAUUUCUUUCAAUAAACUUUCAUGUGAUUAUUUAACUUAA
Drosophila willistoni is the source of this 1683-nucleotide messenger RNA. It is a transcript of the gene cort, whose product is annotated as protein cortex. The transcript has 6 exons. Gene Ontology annotation, biological process: positive regulation of ubiquitin protein ligase activity; anaphase-promoting complex-dependent catabolic process; positive regulation of anaphase-promoting complex-dependent catabolic process. Gene Ontology annotation, cellular component: anaphase-promoting complex. Gene Ontology annotation, molecular function: ubiquitin ligase activator activity; protein binding; anaphase-promoting complex binding. The record is from RefSeq and is a predicted model, not a curated record. NCBI's taxonomy places the organism in Eukaryota, Metazoa, Arthropoda, Insecta, Diptera, Drosophilidae. The coding region runs from base 72 to 1514 and encodes 480 amino acids.